AAUGUAACGUGCCUUUCCUCAUACAGUGGGCACUGGCAACUCGUCAGUCGAGUCCGAAGAUCACCGACUGCUCGGCGCUUGUUAUUUUCGCCCCUUCCCCACCGCCGUCAAACAUCUGGACAUCAUGUUUCUAUAUGCCGUGUUCGCCCUUCUUUUCGCAUUUGGAUGUGUGACACAUCCGUCACAUGGGGCUGAGGUCAAGGUCAAAGACAAAGAUGACAAGUUAUGUCUUUACGCCAAUGUCAUGGUCAACUUCUCCGUUUCGUAUAUGACGUCAGAGAACAAGACUGAGCUAGCCGAGUUUGAACUUCCCUCUGAAGUCAUGUCUAGCGGAAGCAAAUGCGACAAGACCAGCUCGACACUAAAUCUCAACUUUGGAGCGGGACACUCCUGGAGCAUUAACUUUACCCUUGACGGGAACAUAUACCAGGCGGAUUCCAUCACAUUUUCCUACAACCUCAACGACUCCACCAUCUUCCCUAAAUCUGUGUUGAAUGACACUCUUUCUGUGAACAUGAGGCCUCAGAUCACCGACGUAAGCAUGAAUACCUGCUACGCAUGCAAGAGUGAAGAAACCAUCCAGUCUGACUCAGUCAACCAGACUCUGUGGAACGUGCUCAUCCAGGCAUUCAUCAGCAACGGCACACAGAGUGAAAACCUGACGACCUGUUCCGCCGACCUAAACACCACCCCCACCGCCUCUCCCACCACUGUGGCUCCAGUGACAAAUACCACCACCAGUACACAUGCUCCGACGACCAGCCCCGCCCCUACCCUCCCCACACCCUCCACCGGAAGGUUCGCCAUCAAACCGGAUGAGAACAGCACGGCCUGUCUGUUGGCAAACUUUGCCCUGCGGAUCGGAGUCAAGCAAGGCGAGAAAUAUCAGGAGAUCAACUUGGACCCCAACAUGACCACCGUUUCUGGAUCGUGUGGAGUCAACACGAGUGAGCUGGUGUUGGUGUCUAACGCCAUGACCAUCGCGCUUACCUUCAUCAAUGACACCAAAAAAUUCCGCCUACAGGCUGUGAAUGUCACCGCAAGUCUCAGUUUUGGUGUGGUCUUCUCUGAGGCGAACAGCAGCUUGAGUCUGUGGGAGGCGGCGGUGGGCAGCUCGUACAUGUGCAAUAAGGAGCAGAACUACACCAUCACCAGCCAGCUCAACCUCUUUACCUUCAACCUUCAAGUGCAGCCAUUUGCUGUGAAGAAAGGCGUCUUCAGUACAGCCCAUGAGUGUCCAUUGGACGACACCAGCAUCUUAAUCCCAAUCAUUGUCGGCGCUGCCCUGGCUGGCUUGAUUCUCAUUGUUGUGAUCGCAUACGUGAUUGGUCGAAGAAAGACCUAUGUUGGGUAUCAGACCCUCUGAGAAGCCACUUUGCAAAUCAGUCACAACAUAUGACGGGGUCCCCCAAGCCUGGUCCUUGCUUGGAUUUAUGUGCAAUGAACUUGAUUGGCUCCCAACAACUCAAAUUUGUCAUUGAAAUCAGAAAGUUGUUUUGUGUGUUAAACAGGCACACAGAGCAUUUCUGAGAGUUUGCAGAGACAAUAAUGUGGUAGUUUUCCCUUCAAGGACCAAACUUGUCUGCUCCCUGUGUUUUGUGUUCCUUUGUUUUUCAUUUGUUUUUAUUUUUGUGAAUGAGCAAAUGCAACAUCCACAUGUGUUGGCCCCAAUCACAUGUCAACAUAACGUCAGACUGCAGACAUAUUAAAGUAUCUUAAUAUGAAUGUGGUAAAAAAAAAAAAGUUCAUUAUUUCAGGAGUUCAAAAAGUGAACAUAAUUAUUAAACACAAAGUAAUUUUGAGUGCCAAUUUCAAUAUGAAAAAUCAUUUUGUUUCCUUUGGUCAAUUUUGGCAUACCUUCUGAAAAAGUUUUCCACGAUAUUCAAAUUUAUUGAGACACACCCGUGUCACGAUAUCACACUGCUGGGGGACUUUCUUCAACUACACUGGCAAUUUUGCAUUUGCUCUACUGAGACUCCAUGUUGUUUGCCUGAUGAUUUCAUCCCUUGCACAUUAUAUUCAUUUACUUUGAUUUAGUUUGAUUUGUAUUUUUCCAUCAUCUCAAUAAUCCAGGAAUGGGGAACCAAUGUCAUGUGGUCUGUUUUUGGCCUGCCAUGCAAGUCUACAAAUGAACCCUCAGAGGAACUGUUUGAAAAAGCUCCAAAACAUUUAACACACAGAUGUUCGAAAUGUAGUUACUUUCUAAAACUUUGGAAGAAAACGUUCCCCACCCCUGCAAUGAUUGAAUUUAUUGAUGCUGAAUAAUUUCUCAGGAUUCAGAAGCAAAUCUUUCACCAAAGCGCAGAAAAUGAAAGUUGUCGAGAUAAAUCAUUCACUAAAGGGUGAAAGGUGUGCACCACUCGGGAUGCUUAAAGAAGCAGCUUUAGCCAGUGUUUGCCCCUGUAAAGAGGGAGAAACGCCCAAUUCCACAAUUGUGAAAUACCUUUUUGUCCCCACCCACACACUCACAAGACGUUAUUACGUGUCAAUUAAAACCAACACCAUCACUUUUCGGUCCCGCAUGUAGACAUGUUAUAGCGUUUUCUGUUCAAAAGGGUCUGUAACACUUUGCACGAGUCAGAAAAAUCAAUCCGAAGAGUCUUUUCUUCCGUAAUAGUUUGAGACACUAUGUUCUGAAAAGGGAUCGUAUUGUUUCAUUUGAGGAUUUUUUUUUCAUGUAAAUGCACUAAAAUGCUCUUUACCUUUUUUUUUCUUGGGGGUGGGGCGCAUAUGUAUUUGGAACUUGUGUCACGUGAUAAUUGUGUUGUGAUCCAGGCUCUGAGGGCUGCAGGUGCUCCUUAAUUAAAAUGUGUAACAUGGUCAUGUUGGUGGUCACUUGACAAAUCCUAAUUGAAGAUACAGAUGCGCAAGAAGUUAUGUGGGCAGCAUUCUGAUUGGCUAAAUCCUCUUGACUUGCUCACACUUGCUGUCACUGCGCAUCUGUUCUUGCCUCACUUCCUUGAUGACUUCAGAUUUUUAGGUGAAGCUUUCAACUGGCUCUCCUUGCAGAGUGCCACCAUUUUGGUAUGGAAAGCGCUCAGCACCACGCACUCCUUGACUUCCUGUUCGAAGGUCGUUUUCCUCAACAUGCACUGCACCCAUGUCAGAGCCUCAGUUUAGCAUGUGUAUGUGUGUGUGUGUGUGUGUGUGUGUGUGUGUGUUUCCACCCCCCAUUUCCUUGUCUUAUUGCGACAAUAACAAGCCAGUGUGACACUUGUGUAUACAAAGGAGUAUUAGGGUCGUGCUGACAAGAAAGUCCAAAACUUAGAAAAAAGUCAAAAAGCCGUUAUUGUAUGAGACGGAAGUUAAAUAUUACAGUGGUAAAUUAUAUACAUGUUAUAAGUUGUUUAAUAUUUUUGAGCAUGUCACACGAUCUUAGAAAUUAUCAUUUUCUCUAACUUAUUACGGUAAAUUAUUCUCCUAUAUUCAAUUUAUUUCAUUUGAAUUUGUUGUCAUAUAAAAACUAUUCAUACAUCAAUAUUUCCUAUUACAUUUUUUUGCCAUAUUAAGACAAUAUUCUUGCAAAAUUACACCUUUUUUUUACAUUACAACUUUCAUAAAUCACAUUUUUCUCAAAUGUGUAACAGCUUUAUUCUCGUAAAUUAUUGUCACCUUGCAGUGUUUAACCAUACAUUUUUGUCAUAUUGCAACUUUAGUCUCAGAAACUGACAGUUUCACAAAGUAUGAGGAUUUGAUUCUCAAAUUACUUUAUUUUGUUGUGUAUGACUACCGCUAAUGUAAAAUGUUUUUUUCUCGUCCAUGCAGCGAUUUAUCACAUAAAAUAAUUUUUUUCUUCAUAUUACAAAUUUAUACUCAUGUCAUUAAUUCUCCCGUCAUAUAACAAAUUACCCACCCACCCCCAAUAAUUCUGAGACUAUAUUCUCAUUGGAUUUUCAUUUUAUCUGUUUGCCCCGACUAUUCCUUUGUAUGUUUCAACUGGUCCAGCAAGUCUGAUGAUUAUUUGUUGUUUGUUUUGGGUUUUUUUAAUCCCCUCCCCAUUCUAAAAUGUGCUGCUUCACCUUGCUUCCCCCAGGACUUUGUGUCAGUGUUUGAACAAUUGCAGCUUUGUUACUUUCCAUCUUUUUGCCACAUCAACCAAUAGAGAAUAGUGCCUUGCUCAGUACAAGUAUUAAUUUUCAUGACAAAGCCUAUGAAAGGUUUAUUAUUUCUCUUCCCCCCCAGCAUCUCCUCCUAUGUUCAACAAAAGGGAUUCUAUGUGUGUAACCUUGCUUUGUUUUGCUCUCACAAACUGGAUUAUAAAGUGUUUCAAACAUGUUGGUUUUAGUAAUCUGGAGGUUUAUGAAAAUAAAAGUAUGCUACUGUCCUGGC
Hippocampus zosterae (dwarf seahorse) is the source of this 4329-nucleotide messenger RNA. It is a transcript of the gene lamp2, whose product is annotated as lysosomal-associated membrane protein 2. NCBI's taxonomy places the organism in Eukaryota, Metazoa, Chordata, Actinopteri, Syngnathiformes, Syngnathidae. The record is from RefSeq and is a predicted model, not a curated record. Gene Ontology annotation, cellular component: membrane. The coding region runs from base 125 to 1366 and encodes 413 amino acids. The transcript has 9 exons.